Messenger RNA from Callorhinchus milii (elephant shark), 1574 nucleotides. RefSeq names its product membrane cofactor protein. Bases 207 to 1559 code for a protein of 450 amino acids. NCBI's taxonomy places the organism in Eukaryota, Metazoa, Chordata, Chondrichthyes, Chimaeriformes, Callorhinchidae. The transcript has 10 exons. The record is from RefSeq and is a predicted model, not a curated record.
UUUCCCAGAAGGGGUUGGCACAGCCCUACACGCUUUGAAUAAGCGCCCUCCAAUAUCAAUAGGUUUUCGAUUCUCAGCCUCGGUCGCAGAACAGGUCGCAGAGGAACACAACGGCCACAGAGAAAGCUGCGCGGUGCGAGUUGAAUGUCCUUCGCGCAGAGUAUCGCAAUAACCGAGAGACGACCGGUCGAAAAGCGGAACGAAGCAUGUCCGAGAGAGUCACGUUGAGUGUCUUACUCAUCUGCGUGAUUCGCAUUGGCGCCAUAAGGGGCAAAGCAAACCAAACAGGGAGCUGCGUCGAUCCUCCAAGACUGCAGAAUGGCUAUCCGUCGAUUACCGACAAUCAGACCACUUUUGCCGUGAACUCCAGAGUUCUUUACAGGUGUAACCCCGGAUACAUAAUGCCCGAAAGAUCCGUUCCGUUUGUGAAUUGUAGGGCCGAUUCAACCUGGUCGCUGUUUCGGUUCUCUUGCAAAGGCAAAUCCUGUGAUCACCCAGGAGAAAUUCUCAAUGGAUAUUUCUCUCCGGUCCAAUUUACUUUUGGAAACAAGAUCCAAUAUUUUUGUGAUCCGGGGUUCUCUUUAAUCGGGCCGAUGUUCCGAUACUGUCAGGUGGAUGGUUGGAGUGACAGGAAGCCCGUUUGCGAUCCGAUCACCUGCCUAGAACCUCCCAUCAUUGAUCAUGGGAAGAUUUCAAGCAUCAUUCAACAGUGGGAAGUUGGGGCAGUCGCAAGGUACUUGUGCGCUGACAGCUACAGCCUCAUAGGGGAGGAAUCAAUCUUCUGUACGAAGACUGGAGAAUGGAGUGCUGAAGCCCCCAAAUGCAAAGUUGUUGAAUGUUUGCGACCUGACUCGAUUCCAAACGGCCAGGUAGUCUCAGGAUAUGGAUCCAAACACAAGUAUCAAGACACAGUCACUUACAGGUGCGAUGAGUACUUUGAAAUGGUCGGCAAGAGCACCAUCAAGUGUAGAGAGGACGGUACAUUUGAGGAUGUGCCCGCCUGCAAGCCAAUUCCUGGCUGCCCUCAACCUAAGAGAAUUUCAAACUUCAUGGUGCACAUGACAUUAAAACGUCGAUACAGAUACGGGGAGAGCAUUGGAUUUACCUGCCAUCGAGGGUAUAGGAUUGUUGGUCAGAAUCCCAUCGUGUGUAAAGAAAAUGGCUUUUUUGAAGAACCACCUUCUUGCAGAUUGGCUCAAUGCGAUCAUCCUCCAGAGCUUCCAGGUGCUAGAAUUGCUUAUUCCUACUUGAGGUCAUUUCGUAUCGGCCACAGAACUCAAUAUUAUUGCUUGUAUGGUUACCAAAGGGAGAGCAGUGCACCAAACUACAUCACCUGUCAAGAUAACUUAACGUGGUCUGAGCCAUUGUUCAAAUGCGUUGCUAAAGACUGUGGAUUUCCGGAGGAUAUACCGAAUGGCACCUACGUAGCUUCUAGUCAUUCAUUCGGCUCAAUUGUGACGUACACCUGCGAUGUUGGGUUUGUUAGUUUCGGCAGAGCAGUUAGACGGUGCACACUUCAAGGUUGGACUGGAAACCUUCCAAUCUGCCAACGUGAGUAACUCGGAUUAGAAAAC